AUGUUGAUUAGAAGAUUAGGAAAUGGGAUUCGUGCAAUUUCCAGGACUGGUUUGGUCUCUGGAACUGCACUUCUCAGACAGCAGCGAGUAAACUCUCUUCGAAGACUCCAAGUGAGCUCCAUCGCACACCAGGAGCCUAAGAUGGGAAGUACCAAGACCAUGAAUUCUUCAAUAAAUGCAGAAGUUGCUGAAACACAGGAAGAAAAUGCAUCAAAGACAGAAGGUUCAGACGUUUCCGAAAAUAAGAUUCCUGAUGUCACCCCAGAGUCGCUCUUUAAAGAUGGCAUCCUCGAAAAAGAUCUCUACAGAGCCAUCACCAAGGCAGGCUUCAAGACAUUCACGAAAGUUCAGAAAGAAACCAUCGGACCAGCCAUGAGCACCACCAAGGGUUUGGUAUGUCGUGCUAAGACAGGUACUGGUAAGACGUUGGCAUUUGGUAUCCCAUCUCUUCAGCAUGCCUAUGAAAAUAUUAACACCCCUAGAAAAGUUCAGUCUCUUAUCAUCACUCCUACCAGAGACUUGGCGCUUCAAAUCGAAGCAGAAUUAAACAAAAUUAUCGCAAGUUUCCCCGAUAGAUCAGUCAGCAGAAAGUUGACGGUUGCUACCCACAUUGGUGGAACUAGGCAGAACAAUUUGAGCCCCAAGUUCACUCCAAAGAUAAUCAUCGCUACUCCUGGUAGAUUGAAUGCUAACUUGGAAAACUCUCACUUCUUGGAAGCUUUCAGUGAAUUGAAAUUUAGAGUGUAUGAUGAAGCUGAUAGAUUGUUGGACAUUGGAUUUACCGAAGAGUUGUACAAUAUUGAUUCUAAGUUGCGUGAAGCAACUGAAAGUCAAGGUAAUGACUCCCAAUUUAGCUCUCUCUUAUUCAGUGCUACUGUUGAUGAUAGUGUUACCAAAUUUGCCACAAAUGUUUUCGGUAGAGGAUACCAAUACAUUGACUGUGUCGAUAAGGACGAGGGUGAAGCCCAUCACUUGGUGGAACAAACGUUGGUACAAACUAAAUCUCUCGCAGAUUCAUACAUCGGGUUGUUAAACUUUGUAACUGAAAACUUACAGAAGAAGGAUUUCAAGGCUAUUUUGUUCCUUCCUACAACUGUAAGUGUGGAUUUCACUAACGACUUAUUGAGAGCUUAUUUCAGUGCACAAAAGAAGUCUAGUUUAUCCAGAAGUAUCUUAAUGUUACAUGGUAAGAAAUCUCAAAGUUACAGAGAUAGAGUUGUCAGAAGCUUCAAGCUGGCACGUAGUGGGUUAUUAAUUACUACAGAUGUUGCUGCAAGAGGUUUGGACUUCAAGGAUGUUACCGAUGUCAUCCAAAUCCUGCCUUCGCUGACCCCUGCAGAUUAUAUCCAUAAGAUUGGUAGAACUGCAAGAGCUGGUAAAUCAGGAAAGUCCAUUUUAUUUUUAUCUGGCGAAGAGUUGAAAUAUGUUAAGAUAUUGAAGGAUAACAGAAAAAUUGAAUUCAAGAACGUUUACGAUUAUCAACCUAAUGAAGAUUUCCACAAUGAGAUCAAAGAAAUCCUGACCGACAAGUUCGAAGCAUUCGAUGUGGAAGAUUUUGUUAAAGGUUAUAUGACAUAUAUUGCAAAUAUCAAGAGUAAAUACCGCCUCAGACACGCCUCGUUGAUUCAAGAACUUGCAGAUUUACACAGAAUUUUGAUAGGCGAUGAACUGGCUUUUAUUAAUGUUGAUGAAAAGUUUGUCAAAGCCCAUUUGAGCUUACAAAACGAGGAUGCUGCUACUAUUUUUAACCAUAAGAGAAGAUUCAACGAUAAGCCAUCAUUCAAUAGGGGAUUUAAGAAGAGAUUCAGCAAUGACAGGUUCAGUAAUGACAGAUAUGACAAUAGUAGGAAAUUUGACAAGAGAGGAAAAUCUGACAACUUUUUUGACAGAGAUUUUAACAAUUCUUACGCUGGGUCUUCAUACGGAGAUAGAGGCAACAACAGGAAAUCUUCAUAUUCGAAAAACAACAAUUCUUACAAAAGAAAUGACCGUAAUGAUCGUUAUUAG
This is a messenger RNA of Dujonia railenensis, 2007 nucleotides long. The record is from the annotation of a GenBank genome assembly. NCBI's taxonomy places the organism in Eukaryota, Fungi, Ascomycota, Pichiomycetes, Serinales, Debaryomycetaceae.